AUGGGCACCGGUGGUGGUGGUGGUAGUACUUUUACGAGCGAGGAAAAAAUAUCUGUCUCUGUCCGGGUGAGACCGUUAAACGAGGCGGAAAAAGACUUAGGCUGCGCGUGGAGGCACGCGGAAGAUGCCAUCGUUUUGGACAACUCUCGUAAAGAAACCACUUCCACUUCCAAAGAAUCCGUGGUGUACCGCGUCGAUAACGUCUUUGACGAAUCCUGUUCCAAUUUGGACGUCUACAACAAGACAACUUCGAAAAUAGUCAAAUCGGUUUUGGAUGGCUUCAAUGGUACGGUAUUCGCGUACGGGCAAACGUCGUCCGGAAAAACGCACACCAUGCACGGAGAGAUCGGCACGGAACCUGGGAUUGUUCCGUUGGCGGUUCAAGACGUGUUUGAUUCGAUUGAGAAAUGUCCGGAAAGAGAGUUUCGAGUGCGCGUGAGUUACUUGGAAAUUUAUAACGAGAAUUUGUUGGAUUUAUUAGCGCGUUCGUCCGCGGAAAUGGACGAACAUGGACAGGUUAGCAAGACGUUGAGAAUCCAAGAGGAUCCGGAGAGAGGAAUCGUCGUCAAUGGCUUGAAAGAGGAACGCGUUCAGAACGUGGCACAAGUGCAAAAAGUAUUAGAGAUUGGCCAGAAUAAUAGACACGUCGGCGCGACGAAUAUGAACGCGAGAAGUUCCCGGUCGCACGUUAUUUUCAGGCUGUGUAUUGAAUCGAAGUUAAGAAAAGAUUCAGAGUUAGAUAGUAGUGAUAAGUCAGGUCAUGCUAAGAAACCGGACGGUUUCGUAGGAGCUGGGACGAAGAGCGGUAGUGAGAAAGGAGGAGGAGACGAAGACGUGGCGAACGAAAACGUGCUCGUUUCUGUUUUGAACCUCGUCGAUUUAGCCGGUUCCGAGCGCGUGGCGAAAACAGGUGCAGAAGGUCAGCGCGCGAAAGAAGGUGCGUCAAUUAACAAGUCUUUAUUGACGUUAGGCGUCGUCAUUAAUAAACUCGCGGAGGAUGGAAGCAAAAACGGCGGUGCGGGCGGCGGGUAUGUGCCAUAUCGAGACUCCAAAUUGACGCGCAUUUUACAACCCGCUUUAGGUGGUAACUCGAAAACAGCCAUCGUCUGUGCGAUGACGCCGUGUGUGAGUCACGUGGAGGAGACGAGCUCCACCUUGAGGUUUGCAACCAGGGCGAAAAAUGUCACUAAUCAAGCGAAACGGAACGAAGUGGCGACGGCGACUACUGCGUUGAUAAAGAAACAAGCCGCGGAAAUCGCACGGUUAGAGAAGAAGUUGUUAUCGUCCACAACUUUAAAGACGAGCGCGACGAAGAAGUUAGAAGACGAGGUCGAAGCGCUCAAGCAAGCGCUUUCUGUCAAGGAUUUGAAAAUACAAGAGUUGGAGGCGAAGCUCUCUUCUUCUUCUUUUCCAACGACGGCUGAAGAAGUUGUCGAUGAGAAUCGAUCCGCCUCGGAGUGCAGAACGGUGACGACGCAGAACGAUAACACCGAGGAGGGGAGUAAAAAACAAGAACAAGAAAUGACGCCGCACACGACGGAAGCCGUGUUAGCUUUAGAGGCGAAAUUGAAAGAAAUUCAAAAAGAGAAAGAUUUAGUGGGAGAAAAGAUGAAGACGAUGAAAACCGAGUACAAAUCAGAGACGAAGAAAAUGUUCAAAAGAGCAGAGCAAGCUGAGAAGGAGUUGGAAAAGUUGAGAACGAACGUGAAAAAGCUGAAGUUAGAGAACGAGGCGCAAAAUUCGGACGUCGUGAGCGCGAAAGAAGCCAUCGAAGCGGCGUUGGUCUCGAGAAACUUAGAGCUGGCUUCCGCGGUGGAACGCGCUACUCUCGCCGAGAGGAAACUCGAGGAAUUCAAUCGAAAACUGAAACUGAAAGUGCGUUCGGAAGACGAGGAUAACUUUGAGUUGAAUAGAAAGCUGGAAAAUAUUACCGACGAGAAGGAAGAAUUGGAGUUGACGCUGCAAAAGAAGGAGAAGAAGUUUGCCGAGGAGAAGAAAAAGUUUGCGUUACAAGUUGAAUUGGCGGAGAAAAAAGUCCAAGAGUCUCUGAAAAUGUACAACACGGAAGGCGAUGGAAAGAUCAUAAAAGAAAUGGUAGAGAAGAUUAGAGGGUUUGAAAAAGACAACGUGGCAAAGAUGAACGAAAUCGCGAAAUUGAAAAUGGAGUUGGCGCAAAACGUUUCCAAGCUCAUCGAUUACGAGUAUCGUUUGGAUGAGAAGACGAACAACACCACGACCAGUAUUCCCGAUAUCAAGAACAAGAGUAAUAAAAACACCACCGAGGAAGUCUUAAUGAAUGAAGAAAUAAUGAAGUCACGGAUUACGGAGUUGGAAGAGGAAAAUGCGGAUUUGCAGAAACGUUUGAUGGCGUCGCCGAGCGAGAACACGACGACGAUACUCAAGAAGGAAGAGGAAGAACUUUUGAAGAAUGAUUUACGGUUCGCGUUGGAAGAAGCGAACGUUCAGAUUGAGAGAAUGAACGUGGAAGUUGAGAAAGCAAACGCGGAGGCGAGCAAAGCGAACGCCGAACGCGUGGACAUGGAGCAAAUGCUCGAGGAUGCUGUCGUGGCGGUUGAAGAGCAGGCGCGUUUGCGAGAGGCACUGGAGAAGACUUUGGAAGAGAUUGAGAAUAAAACGAUGAGAAUAGUUUCGGCGGAACCCUCUUCUUCCCCGUCCAAGAAAGCAGAAGCAAACGAAGAAGAAGAGAAGAAGAAAAUUGAGGAGAUUAAAAAGCUGUGCACUAUUUACGAAAUCAAAUACGGCAAGGCGAAGGAGCGCAUGAAGGAGGACUUGGUCCGCAUAAAAGCGCUCACGAAGGAGAUCUCGAACGAGAAGAAAAAACGAGAAGGCUUGAAAUACGAAGUCGUGAAAUUAACCAAGCAGAUGGACAAAAUGCAAACAGUUUACGGGCGCUUGAAAUCGACCAAGUACUCUGGAAACGAGGAGGCUUUUGAAAAGGCGCGAGAGGCGUGCGAGAAAGAGGUGGAAAACGACUUGGUGAGCAAGAAGAAUUUGAAAAAAGACCGACGACAGGUCACACCGUUAGCGGAAAAUAAUAUAUAA
Messenger RNA from Bathycoccus prasinos, 3063 nucleotides. RefSeq lists its product with no specific name. The transcript is spliced from 2 exons. Gene Ontology annotation, biological process: microtubule-based movement. Bases 1 to 3063 code for a protein of 1020 amino acids. The record is from RefSeq and is a predicted model, not a curated record. Gene Ontology annotation, molecular function: ATP binding; microtubule binding; microtubule motor activity. NCBI's taxonomy places the organism in Eukaryota, Viridiplantae, Chlorophyta, Mamiellophyceae, Mamiellales, Bathycoccaceae.